AUGAGGAUCGGUUGCUUGCAGUUCGCGCCCCAGGUGGGAGACGUCGACAACAAUCUAAAUCGAGCCGAUGCCGUUUUGUCGAGGGCGAACCCGGAAGACCUAGAUCUCCUCGUUCUACCCGAGCUGGCUUUCUCUGGGUACAACUUCAAGUCGCUACAAGAUAUUACCCCGUUCCUCGAACCCUCCGGCUCCGGCAUCACAUCUCUCUGGGCUAGGACAAUUGCUCUCAAGUACAACUGCAUCGUCACCGUUGGUUACCCCGAGAAAGUCGACGUCUCGCCCAAGUGGCCCACCGGACCCGAGUAUUACAACUCGGUCAUCGUCGUCAACGGAGAUGGUGAAACAAUCGCAAACUACAGAAAGUCUUUUCUGUACUACACCGACGAGACAUGGGCGCUAGAAGGAAACCGCGGUUUCUACGAUGGCUUCAUUCCUGGACUUGGGAACACCAGCAUUGGCAUCUGUGACCCGUACAAAUUCGAAGCACCAUGGCAUGCGUUUGAGUUUGCCUUCCACAUUCUCGAGGUUGAGUCGAAUCUCGUCAUCAUCUCCAUGGCUUGGAUGACCAGGGAAGAGCCGCGACGAUUUACCCGCAUGCCCAACGAACCCGACAUGGAAACCCUGACAUAUUGGGUCACGCGACUCGAACCACUCAUCCGCUCCGAGAACCAGGACGAGAUUAUUGUCGUUUUCUGCAAUCGCUCCGGCAAUGAAGAAGAGGCCUUGUACGCCGGCACCAGCGCAGUCAUUGGCAUCCAGGAUGGCGAAGUCAAGGUCUACGGCCUCCUUGGACGUGGCGAAAAGGAACUCCUGGUCGUCGACACAAACAAUUCUCCCUACGCCAAGCUCGUUUACCGACCCGAGGCCGGAGGCUCUGGGAUGGAGGCUCCUGGACAUCUUCAGCAAAAUGAUAAGGCAGACGAUUCCUCUAGAAAGGGCAAGGAGGUUGAACAAGACAAGAAGAACAAGGACCAAAAUGAGACCAAAGACAGCCCAUCACCCAAGGAGGCCAGGGUUUCGAACAAAUGCCUACCACCACUACCUCAGCUGCCCGAUGACCUUGCCGAGGACAUGAAGCCGUCCAAAAGACGCCAAGCACCCACAAUCAGCAUCCCAAAGGAAUCAGAUCUCAUCAAGGCCGGCGCAGUGCGUUCUCCUGGAACGGGAAGACUUAGCAUUCCCACUCCAUCAGCACCGAGCCCGACACCCAUGGCGAUUCGCCCCCGUCUGAUCAUUCCCGAAUCUCCUCCCAUCAUGCCUCAUCAAUACCCACCAGACCACCCACUUAGUGCUGCAUCGUUGAGGUCAGAAAAGUCGAUCCGCUCUUUCAAGUCCGAAGAAUCUGAGGCCUCUUCAGUCAAGACCGUUCGCACAAAUCCUCGGCCGCCAGAGGAGAGCACCCCGUAUCCCGAUAGCGGUGCGCCUCUGAGCGGUUAUCCAGCAAACUUCUUCUCCUCAGAGAAGCGGAUCUACGGCGGUGAGGUCACUAUCCAGAGUGCAGGCCCAUUCAGCCCAACAACUCCGUUUGAAGACAUCUCUCCUGUUUCCAAUCAUCCGUAUUUCUGGCGCUCAAAUGAUAACUUCAUGCGGACACCAAUUUCUGGUGGAGGUUGGACGCCUGGUACCCCAAUUGGGAGAAGACCAGAACCCUUUCCCUGGCCGGCCAUCACCGGAGGCCAGCGCCCAGCAAGUCGAAACGGUGUCAAGGACCGGGCCAAGGAGAAUGCAACCCCCAAGGACCCCCGGCAUCUCCAUUCUCUGUCCCCUCAGUCCAACGCCUCUUCUAACCGUUCAAACCGGACCACCAAGAGCCACCGAACGACGCAUUCAGCAUCAUCUGUCAACUCCAAAGGGACAGUGCAAGCAGCAGCUGUAGAAGACAAGUCACUGGAACGCCCGUCCUCUCCCAAGUCGCGAAAUGCUAGUCGGUCAAGGCUGAACGAAAGAUCUGACUCUUCCCUUGGGGACCGAGAGACCAGCGCCGCAAUUUCACAACACUUGGAAACCAUCUCUCAGCGAGCCGAAUCGGUCAACAGGCUGCGUUCAAGCUCCGCUACCACGCCAGUUGCUGAGCGGCGGGUUCAAUCACCUCACUCCAGGAACCAGAGCCGUUCUCGUCCCAGUGAGCCUGCCACCUCUCCAUCGGACCAGCAUACGAUCCGCAUCGCUGCAAGCCCAAGUAUCCUUAGCGAUGAGGGGCGAACUCACCAGUCCCUGGCCCGAGCGACAUACCAUCAGCGCAGCAAUUCAUUCCCUGCAAACAAUACCCUCGCCACCAAUGACAGAGCUGGUACCCCAAACUCUGCAAUCAACAUGGCUCGCCCAGCUUCGCGGGCUGCAAGUCGGGGUCGGACCCCUGGGCCCAAGGUUGGCCCUAACCACAGUGUGCCAGAGGACGAUGCCGAGGUGCCACCCCAUGAGCGAGCAUCAUCGGCGGAUUCGACUCGGAACGACAGACUCCAUCGUCGUAUCCGCUCAGGUCAAUCUCGUACCCGACCAUCUCGAAACGGAAGGGGCUCGUCUGCCAGCAAUAACAACAACAGGCGGCGUCGGUCGGAUGAGGAUCCCUCGGAAGGGUUUGAAAGAGUCGAGGCCAUCAUUUCGCCGAGCUGCCCUGUUCAUGGCCGGAGGUCGUCAUCUAACAGAGGUCGUGUCAAUGAGAUCUCAAUACCCGUGUCGCGAUCGCCUCCAGAGCCGUCCCCACCGCAGAGACCGGCCUCCAGCACUGGUACGUCGCAGUACCUGGAACCGGGACAGCCUGAACCUCGUCGAGCAUCAUCUGGCGAUGCCAAUCAGAUGCCCUUUGUGGAGUCCCAAAAACCCACCACCAAAGACUUACAAGCUUCGCAGAACGAGGCUGCAGAAGCCAGUGACUGCGGAUCAGUCACUGAAACGCUCCAGACCAUCUCCACCCCCGGGCGCUCGCCUGCUACACCUUACUUCAACCCGUCCACACCCAAGGCAAUGGUGCUCAACACGAAUGAUGCCGAUGUUGAGCCCUUGUUCAGUGGUAAUCUGGAGGGUACGGCGAAGACACCCACACCUCGAUGCGCUGAACUGGACGCCCUCACCCCAGUUGAAGUUCCCGCCAGCUCCGUGGCGUGACGAUUUUGAUGACAUGUACUACCUCCACGCAGUGGAGCUUCGAUUCUUUACAAUUCAUUUUGUGUUUAUAAGAUAGCGGCAUUGACUGGCUGUUCAUUAGCCAGCGAUCCAUGGAUGAGACGGACGAAAAUUUUGGUAGAUUCAUGAUGGGAUACGGAUUUUUUGCUGCCCUCGCGAGAAGCUGGCAGCCACGAUACCAAUGGUGCUUUGUUCUUCUGCAAGCCCAUGAUGAUCUGGGUGGAGGAUUUGGUUCAUUUCAUACUGCAUGUCAGAUGUCGGGAGUCUGCACUCACCUUAGCCCAUCUUUCAUCGCAACCGAUCUCCCUCCGAUCCUUUGGGAUUUCUUUUGUUUGGAUAGUGUUGGGGGACAGAGCCAGGAGUUUGGUUUGGUGGUAUGUAGAUAAUGGAUAUAACCUUUAAAUCAAUUAUACUAC
Messenger RNA from Fusarium vanettenii 77-13-4, 3539 nucleotides. RefSeq lists its product as uncharacterized. Gene Ontology annotation, biological process: protein catabolic process. The record is from RefSeq and is a predicted model, not a curated record. The transcript has 4 exons. Lineage: Eukaryota; Fungi; Ascomycota; Sordariomycetes; Hypocreales; Nectriaceae. Gene Ontology annotation, molecular function: protein-N-terminal glutamine amidohydrolase activity; protein-N-terminal asparagine amidohydrolase activity. The coding region runs from base 1 to 3105 and encodes 1034 amino acids.